Aspergillus affinis is the source of this 1194-nucleotide messenger RNA. RefSeq names its product kinase-like protein. The record is from RefSeq and is a predicted model, not a curated record. The transcript has 3 exons. Gene Ontology annotation, molecular function: ATP binding; protein kinase activity. Gene Ontology annotation, biological process: spliceosomal complex assembly; protein phosphorylation; regulation of mRNA processing. Bases 1 to 1194 code for a protein of 397 amino acids. NCBI's taxonomy places the organism in Eukaryota, Fungi, Ascomycota, Eurotiomycetes, Eurotiales, Aspergillaceae.
AUGAAAUCCGUGGUUCGGGAUGGCACUUCACCUGCAAUUAACAACAUUAAGUACAUACCUAUUGAGGACGUUGAGAAACUUGAGCGAUACCGUCCUGGAGGAUACCAUCCGAUAAAUAUAGGAGAGUGGUUAAAUUCCCGGUACUGCAUCGUGCAUAAGCUUGGCUUUGGCGCAUACUCAACCAUAUGGAUGGCAAGAGAUCAGAAAACUGAAAAAUAUGUCGCCAUCAAAAUCACGAUCGCAGAUAGUGAUCCAGCUAAUUCGCAAGAAAGAAAUAUCCUCCAUCGACUCAAUAUUGCAGAAUUGAAGACCAAGUCUCAUCCCGGCAGCGCAAUCAUUCCACCUAUAUUAGAUGAUUUUAUUAUUCCCGGACCUAAUGGUGAACAUCAAUGUUUUGUCACACCGGUUGGAAUGAUGAGCCUGGAUGAGGCCAAAGAUGCUUCAUCUUUUCGACUGUUUCAAUUGCCUGAGGCCAGAGCUUUCACUGCUCAACUAGUCUUGGCAGUGGCAUAUCUCCAUUCGCAAGGUAUUGUCCAUGGUGAUCUUCAUCCUGGUAAUAUUUUGAUUCUUCUUCCCGAGAGCGUUGAUGCGCUCUCACGAGAGCAACUUUACGAAAAAUAUGGACGACCUCAUCAGGAGCCAGUUAUCUGUCUAGAUCAGCGUCCACUCCCCGACGGUGUCCCCGCAAAUGCUGUUGUGCCCAUCUGGCUAGGAAAAUUCCCCCAGAGGUUCACUUCGAACCCCCAAGGGACACUUUCUUUCUCUGCUGAUAUCUGGACGCUUGCGUGCACCAUCUGGACAUUGAUCGGCCAGCGUCCGCUUUUCGAAGGCUUUAAUCCGUCUGCCGACUGGGUCAUAAAAGAAAAUGUUGAGACUCUCGGCAAACUUCCACCGCAGUGGUGGCAGAGAUGGGAUUCGCGUUCAAAGUGGUUCAAUGAGGAUGGAACAAGACAGAAUGUUACGAGUUCAAGGCCCUGGGAGCAACGGUUUAACGAGUCAGUUCAGGGGCCAAGACAAGAAUUCAAUAUGCAACCGAUGGGAGAUGCCGAAAGGUCUGCAUUUCUCACUAUGAUGAGAGAUAUGCUUGUAUUCAGACCUGAGGAGAGGUCAGCUGCCAGGGAAGUCCUGGAAUGCGAAUGGAUGCAACAAUGGGCUCUUCCGGACCUUUCUAGAAUGAAUCAAAAUAUGUCAUAG